Molecule: messenger RNA, 1950 nt
Organism: Schizophyllum commune H4-8
Lineage: Eukaryota; Fungi; Basidiomycota; Agaricomycetes; Agaricales; Schizophyllaceae
Product: Pkinase-domain-containing protein
Exons: 3
Coding region: 267-1856 (529 amino acids)
Biological process (GO): intracellular signal transduction; protein autophosphorylation; peptidyl-serine phosphorylation
Cellular component (GO): nucleus; cytoplasm
Molecular function (GO): calcium-dependent protein serine/threonine kinase activity; calcium/calmodulin-dependent protein kinase activity; calmodulin binding
Source: RefSeq, a predicted model, not a curated record
ACCAACUGCCCUCUUGCCUUCUACUUCCAUCUUCUUUCUCUGCAGGUUGAUCCUGUACACGCUCAGCAGGCUCUGAUCUUCGCACACGCUAUUCUCCGCGGAACGCCCUUUUUGCUCGCUUCGCGUCCCCGCUUCGUCCUUUCGCUGCAUACAACGCGUUGAUCGCUGCUGUCUUCACACUCGCCCUUCUUCCUCCGCGCCUUAACCCUCAGCCAUGCCUGGAACCGACGUUGACAAUAUGCCCGACUUCACUGGUCGCUCUAUAGAUGAUGGGCGUCUUCUCUUGCUCGACUCUCUGGGCUGUGGUGCAUUCGGCAAGGUCAGCACAUACGCGCUUCUCAUACUGUCAGCCUCAUACGUCACAGGUCUACCGCUGCUGCGAUGUCACUUCUCCCAAAGGAGAACGCUCCUACUACGCCGUCAAGGUUCUCAAGAAGCCUAGGGCGCGCUCUCGUCAAGAACGAUAUCAGGCUCACGAACUCGCUCUGCACCACCGAGUCAGCGGCCACCCAUCUAUCGUGUCUUUUCACAAGGUCAUCACCGACUCCAAGCACGUCUACGUGGUCCUCAAUCUCUGCGACGGCGGCGACCUCUUCAGCGCGAUUACGGAGCGGAACCUCUACUUCGGCAACGAUGCUCUCAUCAAAUCAGUCUUCCUACAGAUCCUGGACGCUGUUCAUCAUUGUCACACCAAAGGCGUCUACCAUCGGGACCUGAAGCCUGAGAAUAUCUUCUGCUCCAAGGACGGCGCGACCAUGUACAUCGGCGACUUUGGGCUUGCUACAGACAAGGAAAUCACCAAGGACUACGGCUGCGGCAGCAAGUUCUACAUGAGUCCUGAAUGUAUCGGCAAGGAGAUCGUACUGGGCGAAUUUUCGAACGCGAGGAGCGACAUUUGGUCACUCGGCGUGGUCCUCACGAACCUGGUCUCCGGCCGUAAUCCUUGGGGCUACGCUGUCUCUUCCGACGCUUGCUUCGCUGCGUAUAUGCGCGACCCGAAUUUCCUGCUCACGGUCUUACCCAUCUCUGAGGCGGCCAACAACGUUCUCAAGCGCAUCUUCGUGAUAAACCCUCUGCGUCGAAUAUCUCUGCCAGGCCUACGCGCUGAGAUCGAGGACAUCAGGACGUUCUACGCUUCUGAUGUCGAGCUGGCUGUGCGCGAAACCGAGCUCGGGGACGUCGAUAUCGAGGUUAAGAACGCUCAGAACAAAGACGAGGUCGCGCCCUCCAUCCCCGCAUCCGACGAGCACUACAUAUAUCCCAGCCCUGCGGACGAGGCAUUUGCCAUUCCUGACUCCGCUGUCCUGGAGAUCAUUGACGUGCUCCCUCAUCCUUCUCCUGAAGCCGAGGUAUCUGACGCGGACGCGCCCAUCGAACAAGAUGGCGACAUACAAGAUGCAGUGCUUCCACCCAGCCCUGCUGGUCCUCUCGCCGCACCUGCAGCUGAGGACACGGUCGACUUCCUUGCGCCACCUCGUCGCCCCUUCGAUGCUGAGACUGGCUCGACAACUAGCUCAGCGGACAGCGAGGCACCUAUCACUCCUGCUACCUACCCCCUCGCGGACGACGUCGAGAUCCCUGACUUUGCUGAGGGCGAGGGUAUCGGGCAGUCUCGCGUACUCGGUUCUUCGGAGUACGUAGGUGCGCCCAAGUACGUCGAUGCGUCUUCCAUGCGCGUGGUGCCAGUCAAAGUCUCUCCCCUCGCGGGCGUCACCAUCGUUGACGAGGGGAGUGCUGGCUCCGACCCUGGUUCGGCGAAGCGAUCUCGAGGGCUGUCCUUCUCCAAGCUGUUCAGCAAGGGACCGUUCUCCAAGAUACGCAAUAUCGCCAAGCAGACCUCGGGAACGAAGGCGUAGCGGGGUGAUCAGGGGAGGGAAUCUGAAGGGCUAGUGGAGGGGGAAGCACAGCAUGCAUGCACGGACGCUUCAGCGAUUUGGACAAAGCACAUGU